Messenger RNA from Suillus subalutaceus, 642 nucleotides. RefSeq lists its product as uncharacterized. The coding region runs from base 1 to 642 and encodes 213 amino acids. The transcript has 6 exons. The record is from RefSeq and is a predicted model, not a curated record. Lineage: Eukaryota; Fungi; Basidiomycota; Agaricomycetes; Boletales; Suillaceae.
AUGGGUUACAAUGUUUCUAGUGGAUUUAAGAGACGAGGCACCAUCAAGAAACACGAGCUUGAGGAAUUCAAGCAAUGCCAGGAACUUGUCAAUGUGGACUUUCUCAAAUGGCAAGACAAGGAAUCUGAAUACCUAGGCCAAGUGGCCACCAAGCCCAUGGCAGAUGCUAUUGCUGUCGCUUACAUUGAGCAGCUCAAGAAGUUAAAACUUGCAGAGGUAAUGUAUGACAGUGUCACUUCAGUUCUAUUCCUCACUUACAUGCCUACCAACUUUACACAUACCUCAGAUCUCAAUGCACCCACACAUCAUCAUUCAAAGUGCUGGACACCAGAAUGUCCUGAGUAUGCUAUGGCUUUGAAGUACUUCCAUGAAUGCCACUUUGUUCGUGUGGUGGAGGAAUUGGAAGGAUUAGUUGUGCAAUGCCUGUUUGAACUGUCAAAGGCCAAUCUCACUGGUACAGGAUAUCAGAUGUGCAAGUACAUUUCCAAAGCCAUCAUGCGCUGUUCAGCAGCCAUCUGCUCAGCAUUGGAGAAGUACAGUGCUCAGGCUAUAGUAACUUCUUCAAGUUGCCUGCUGCACAUGAAAUUCAAUUCUAUGAGAACUUUCUAUCACCCUGAGUCAAUUCGAGGUUCUCAGGCCUAA